AAAAAUUGGAAUGAACAGGAUGGCAUGUUGUAGUUGAUUUUUUUGGUACUGCAAUCCCAUCAAGGAAAAGUCGACAGAAACGCAAAGAAAAUAAAGAGGCGACUAGCUCUUGAAGAAACUUCAAAUUUUGAUAUAAACAUUUGCAGCUGCCAGGAAACAUCAUUACAUCCUAUCAUCUUCUUUUUUUAAAAAAAAAAAACUAGAAAGAAAUUUGAUUUGAGUUCAUUUAAUGUAAAUCCUUAAAGAUCCCCCAACUAAUUCCAAGUUCUGGGAAGCGAUUAUGGGAAAAACUAUUAGCUGCUCUGUUUUAUUAGGUUUAGUAUCUUGUUUUUGCUUGCAGUUUGGUACUGCUUUAGAUACCGUAACACCAUCAAAAUCCAUCAAAGACCCUGAAUUUAUAAUCUCCCAGAAUGGUAUUUUCCGAUUGGGAUUCUUCAGCUUGGCUAACUCCAGCAAUCGUUAUGUAGGGAUAUUGUACCAUCAAAUCCCCGUACAAACUGUUGUGUGGGUGGCAAAUAGAAACAGGCCUCUCAAAGACUCUUCAGGGAUUCUCAACAUAUCAGAUGAUGGCAACCUUGUUGUUUUGAAUGGCAAAACUGAGAUUCUCUGGUCAUCAAAUGUUACCAAUACAGCUCCUAAUGCAACAACUGCCCAGCUUUCGGACUUAGGAAACCUCGUUCUCAGUAAUGGUGACGAUGCAGGAAGCAGCUUAUGGGAGAGUUUUCAACACCCUUGUAAUGUAUUCCUUCAAACAAUGAAGAUCGGCGUUGAAAUAAAAACGGGUCGUAAAGUGGAGCUGAAAUCAUGGAAAAGCAUUGAUGAUCCAUCUGAUGGUAACUUUUCUCUUGGUUUUGAACAUUUCAACAUCCCAGAGCUUGUCAUUCGGAAGGAUAACCAGCUCUAUUUUCGGACCGGUCCAUGGAAUGGGAAUAUCUUUAUUGGCAUAGUAUAUAUGUACACCGUUAAUUUUGAUGGGUUUGAUGUUGUUGCAGAUAAUCCACAACAACCGUACUAUAUCACUUAUGAAUAUUCUAAUGACUUUAGGUUGAUAUACUAUGAAUUAGAUUCUCAGGGAAAAUUCAUUGAACGGAGAUGGGAUGCGGAUAAAGGGAACUGGAUAAACAGGUAUCCUAGUCAUGAAUCAGAUUGUGAUGUUUAUGGAAUCUGUGGGGCAUUUGGCAUAUGCGAUUCAUCGAAACGACCCAUUUGCAGUUGCUUAAAGGGGUUUAAGCCUAGGAAUGCAGAGGAAUGGAGUAGAGGUAAUUGGAGUAGUGGGUGUUUUAGGAAUACCCCUUUGCAGUGCCAAAGAGAUAACAACAAUGGCAGUGGAGCAGGCCAAGGUGAUGAUGAGUUUUUGGAGAUGCAGAUGAUGAAAGUGCCGACCUUUCUGUACCGGUCAUUAAUAGUUAACGGUGACUGCAAAGAUGAAUGCAUGAAGAAUUGUUCGUGCGUGGCUUAUGCGUAUGAUGAUGGCAUUGGUUGCAUGUUGUGGAGUGGAGAUUUGGUUGAUGUCAAGAAACUCUCCAGUCUCGGAGUCGAUCUUUACAUUCGUCUGCCUUCUUCGGAACUGGAUAAAGGGAAAAGUAGAAAGGUCACUGUUAUUACAACAGCAAUUGCGGGCAUAGUAGUUAUUACAAUUUCUGCACUCUUCUUAUGGUGUAGGAUGGCUAAAAAUAAAGGCGGGAAUAAAAAACAAAAAGAGGUCAAACACCAAAUUUGUAGUGAAAAUAUAGGAGAAAAUUCAAUUGGAGUAAAACUCCAGCAGCUGCCCAUAUUCAAUUUCGAAGAACUUGCCACCGCGACAAACAACUUCAAUCACGCAGAAAAGCUAGGGCAGGGUGGUUUCGGUCCAGUUUACAAGGGAACAUUAGAUGAUGGGAAGGAAAUAGCAGUAAAAAGAUUGUCGAAAGCUUCGGUGCAAGGGUUGGAAGAAUUUAUGAAUGAAAUGGCGGUGAUCUCUAAGCUUCAACAUCGAAAUCUGGUUAGAUUGUUUGGCUGUUGUGUUGAAGGAGAAGAGAAGAUGCUUGUCUACGAAUAUAUGCCCAACAAAAGUUUGGAUGCUUUCCUCUUUGAUCCAGCUAAAAAAGAUGUUUUGGGUUGGAGAAAACGAUUCAACAUUAUUGAAGGGAUUAGUCGAGGAUUGCUUUAUCUUCAUAGAGAUUCAAGGCUAAAGAUUAUACACAGAGAUCUAAAAGCAAGUAACAUUUUACUUGAUGAAGAAUUAAACCCAAAAAUUUCGGAUUUUGGGAUGGCUAGGAUUUUCGGAGGCAAUGAAAAUCAAGCUAACACUAAAAGGGUUGUUGGAACUUAUGGUUAUAUGUCUCCUGAGUAUGUAAUGCGAGGGCAAUUUUCAGAGAAAUCAGAUGUAUUCAGUUUUGGAGUUCUAUUGCUAGAGGUUGUUAGUGGAAGAAGAAGCACAAGCUUUUACAACGAUCAGUAUGGAUUUAGCCUCUUGGGAUAUGCAUGGAAAUUGUGGAGGGAAGGCGAUAUUUGUGGCAUAGUAGAUGAAGUGAUUUUAGAGUCAGAAACAUAUUCAAAGAAUGAAAACGAAAAAGAAAUAUGGAGAUGCAUACAUGUUGGUUUGCUAUGUGUUCAAGAAUUUGCCAAAGAUAGGCCCACUAUGCCUACAAUUGUUUCAAUGCUUAAUAGUGAGAUUUCAGAUCUUAACACUCCAAAACAACCUGCUUUCACUGAAGCACCACUAUUGAGUCAUGAUGAUGAAGAUAGGGCUUCAUUUAAUGAUGUAACUCUUACAAACCUUGAUGGCCGAUAGAGAUACAAAUUAAUUAUUUGUAGCGUUUAGAAAUACAGUUUUAAGUAUUGAAAUUUAUCUUUUAUAUUCAACCUAUUUUUAUCAUUUCAUUUCUAUGAUAAUUGUAAUUUUAUUUGUUCCUUUCGAGUGAAUUUACUAUUAUAUUUGAACAUGUUAGUUUAAUGCUAAAAUCGAAAACUCAUUUGAUGAAA
This is a messenger RNA of Gossypium arboreum, 2964 nucleotides long. Its product is annotated as G-type lectin S-receptor-like serine/threonine-protein kinase At1g11330. The coding region runs from base 281 to 2773 and encodes 830 amino acids. Gene Ontology annotation, molecular function: protein serine/threonine kinase activity; ATP binding. The record is from RefSeq and is a predicted model, not a curated record. The transcript is spliced from 7 exons. NCBI's taxonomy places the organism in Eukaryota, Viridiplantae, Streptophyta, Magnoliopsida, Malvales, Malvaceae. Gene Ontology annotation, biological process: protein phosphorylation; recognition of pollen.